This is a messenger RNA of Eleginops maclovinus (Patagonian blennie), 4899 nucleotides long. RefSeq names its product neuronal acetylcholine receptor subunit alpha-7-like. The record is from RefSeq and is a predicted model, not a curated record. Gene Ontology annotation, molecular function: acetylcholine-gated monoatomic cation-selective channel activity; acetylcholine receptor activity; acetylcholine binding. NCBI's taxonomy places the organism in Eukaryota, Metazoa, Chordata, Actinopteri, Perciformes, Eleginopidae. Gene Ontology annotation, cellular component: neuron projection; plasma membrane; synapse. The transcript is spliced from 10 exons. Gene Ontology annotation, biological process: monoatomic ion transmembrane transport; nervous system process; synaptic transmission, cholinergic. The coding region runs from base 159 to 1763 and encodes 534 amino acids.
AGAGAGAGAGAGAGAGAGAGAGAGAGAGAGAGAGAGAGAGAGAGAGAGAGAGAGAGAGAGAGUGUGUGUGUGUAGCACCAGCAGUCUGACAAAGCUGCGCUCCCCCGAAGUUUGACAUCCCCAGCGGGCUACAGAGGGAGUUGUGAACUGCUGCUGCCAUGGAGCCUCUGAAGUGUACCGGAUCAUUAUUUAUUGGAGUUUACCUGUGGGCCACAUUUUGCUGUCAAGGUUGUCAUAGCGGUGUCUACCAGAGGAAGCUGUACAACAACCUGAUGGUAAACUACAACCGUCUGGAAAGGCCCGUCCAAAACGACUCUGCACCAAUUGUUGUGGAACUGGGCCUCACACUGUUACAAAUCAUUGAUGUGGAUGAAAAGAACCAGGUGAUGAUCACAAACGCCUGGCUGCAGAUGUAUUGGACAGACAUUUACCUUUCAUGGAACCCAGACAACUACCCUGGGGUUCAGAACCUGCGCUUCCCUUCCAAUCUGGUUUGGGUCCCAGAUAUCCUCCUCUACAACAGUGCUGAUGAGAGGUUUGAUGCUACCUUCCAUACAAAUGUGUUAGUGAAUUACACAGGAUCCUGCCAGUACAUCCCACCAGGCAUCCUGAAGAGUACAUGCUACAUCGAUGUGCGGUGGUUCCCCUUCGAUGUGCAGAAGUGUGACCUCAAGUUUGGCUCCUGGACCCACAACGGCUGGCUGCUGGACCUGCAGAUGAUAGAAGCGGACAUAUCCACCUACAUACCCAACGGGGAAUGGGAUCUAGUAGGUGUGCCGGCUAAGCGUAACGAGCUGUACUACGACUGCUGUAAAGAGCCUUACCCCGAUGUGACGUUCACAGUCACUAUGCGCCGCAGGACACUAUACUACGGCCUCAACCUGCUCAUCCCCUGCGUGCUGAUCUCCGGUCUGGCCUUGCUGGUCUUCCUGCUCCCCGCUGACUCCGGAGAGAAAAUCUCACUCGGCAUCACAGUGCUGCUGUCUCUAACAGUGUUCAUGUUACUGGUAGCAGAGAUCAUGCCUGCCACUUCAGACUCCGUUCCUCUGAUCGCUCAGUACUUUGCUAGCACCAUGAUGAUUGUGGGCUUGUCUGUGGUGGUGACAGUCCUGGUGCUACAGUUCCACCACCAUGACCCCCAUGGAGGGAAGAUGCCUAAAUGGGUCCGAAUUAUCCUACUGAACUGGUGCGCUUGGUUUCUCCGCAUGAAGAAACCUGGAGAGGAAAGAAAAACAGCUGUGAGCUCCAGUAACCCAACAAACUACAAGUACACCCAGCCUCCUCCUCCUCCUCCUCCUUCUCACCAUACCAGCACCAACAACAUUCAGAUGAGCACCAUACCAGGGCAAGCGCCCACCCAGUCAACCACGACCAACGGGAACAUGAACCUGUACUUUGGAUACCACACGAUGGGUACAGAAAACCCUGCUUUCCCACUCAGCACCGAUUCAGGCGGGGUGGUGUGCAGUGGCGGCCAACCUAACGGCUCCUCCCUUCAAGAAAGCCACUCAGAACAGCUGCGGACUUUACCACCGGAGCAGGUUCCGCAGAUUUCACGGAUCCUGGACGAGGUGCAGUAUAUAGCCAGGCGUUUCCGGGAGCAGGACGAGGGAUUGGCUAUUUGCAGCGAGUGGAAGUUUGCGGCGGCGGUGGUGGAUCGGCUGUGCUUGGUGGCUUUCUCGCUCUUCUCCAUCAUCUGCACCUUCACCAUCCUCAUGUCGGCUCCCAAUUUCAUCGAGGCUGUGUCCAAGGACUUCGCAUAAGACUGCUCUCUUCCCUCUUCUUCCCGAGGAGGCAGCCCAGCUACAAAUACAUGAAGCCACACACGUUAUUAUAAAAGGGUCACCACAAUCAAACCUUUCCCUCCAUCUUCAAAUGUUGGUGGUUGUUUGGAGUUAAUUUGAUUCUUACCUUUCAAGGUGGCUCUUUCCUUGCUAGCAGUAUGCAUCGUAGGAGGUUGAAGCUACAUGCAGUGGUUAAUGAUCCAGAAACUCACACUAAUGCACUUUUCAAAUCUUUCCCUGCUCUACCCCAUCAUUUAUCUGCCAAUACCUGGGUUUCAUGUCCCAUCAGAGUACACACUUAUUCCCUUCCGGCUCUUUCUUAUCUGCUGCCUUUUUAUCCACUUCAAUUCCCAACUGUAGCACCUCUCAUCUGCAAAUGUCUUAAUGUUUUCAGGUGUUACUGCAGUAAAGUCCAUCAAGUUCAAAGUACAGUUUUAGGAAUAGAUUUUAAGGCCUGUUUUUCUAGCUAUUAUUUGCUAUUUUGUAGAUAUAAGUUACUUUAUGUAGUGAAGCUAAGAUCUUUUUUGGUUAAGUUGUUGAAAUUACUGAGAGCUCCAAGUGUUAACCCAUGGCCCUGUACAUCUCACUUGUCUUUUAACUAGAGCUGCGACUAAUCCUAUUUUAAUUUGUUAUUCAUUUUUAAAAACCUUGGUUAUUUCAUCAGUCUUAUUGUAUGUAUAUACAAUAUUUAGACUCUAAUUCCCAAGAUUCCAUGGCAAUUUAUCCAAUGAACAUUUCAAAGAAAUGCAUAUACUAUCGUAUAUGACAUUUCUUUUUCACAUUUGAGGAGGUGAAAAAAGCUAAUAUUUUGCUUGAAAAAUCACAAAAAUGAUCUUUAAAUAUUUAAAAUAGUUAAUUAACAAUCUUGAUUUGCAAGGUUAUUUCAGCUCAAAUAUAAAAAUGUCCAUCUUGAUCGGAUUGUUUCUUAUGUAGCCCUUUCUUGCCUUUAAUAAUUUCCUUGCAUUUUCUUUUUCCCAACCAAUGUUCUAUAUAUAUAUUUUUUUUGCAUAGAUUACAGUCAGCUUCUAUAUCCCUACAUGUGGAAAUGGUUUUACCAUUGCCAGUGAAAAACCAGAUCAGAGACAUGAACAGUUUUGCUCUCUUUGAUACAGGUUCAUUUCGAAAGGGAUCCCUCCACAGUUCCCCUUUCCUCCAUCCCUUGUGCUAAAACAUGAUAUAAAUAUAUUUAAUGUGCAAAUGAAACACAGUCUAUUUCUAAAUCACUGACAAAUAUCACAAUGUACUUUUAUUUUGAGUGUAAUUCAAUGUUUAUCUAAUUAACUUGUCUAUCAAACUUGUGUGCUUGCACAAAUAAUUGAUGUGUUUGGAGAAAGAACUCAGAAUGAAGAAAGACAAUGAUCUCAAGUAGUGACUGAAGGACAAUAUUUGCUCUUUUGGGGGAUUUUUCUAAAUGAUUCUGAUGGGAAAUCACGCCCUGACAGAUGCAUUUGGUACUAAUCUUUUGUAGUGCUGAGUGAUUUGUGUUUUUAUGACUCUCUAAUACUCAGUGAAAAGCAAACACGUUCUUCUCUAAUCUCUAGCAACAACAUGCAACAAGGAUUACUGGGUGACCUUAUGUAACAGAUUUGCGUUAAACCUUCUCACCACCCGAGCGUCUCGUCUGAUCUGUAGUGGUUCAAGAAUUGUGCAAGUUCCCACUUUAACGCGUGCAACUGAACUAAUGGAAGACUCCAACGUAGCACUUGGCCAUUUAAAGUGGAGGAACUAAAACAUUAAAAUAUUGUACUGCCGCUGAAAUUGUCACUGAAAUGGAUUUCAUGCUGUUACAGUUGAUCAAUGGGCCAAGUGGACACAAAUAGCUGCCACCAUUGACUACUUUUCAUCAUCACCUGAAAUGUACAUGCAGUAGUUCUGAUUUUUGUGUUUGUUCAUUUUUUAUCCAAUUUUGCAGAUUUAAUCAUGAUUCAAUCUUUACAUCACUUUUGUCUACGAUGGAAUUUUACAUUUAUUUGGUUUAAACAUUUCUAAUGUGGUCCGUUUUCUUUUGUUGGUUGUAUUAGAGUUGCAUAGUUGUAAUAUCAAAGGGAUAGCUCACAAGAAGAAGAUUGAUACCGCUCUAGUGGCAUGGAUCUUCUCAUCAUUCUCUCGUUUCUCACGGAUUCCACUCUUUGUGCUAAGCUAAGCUAACCAGCUACUGGCUUUAGCUUCAUAUUUACUGUUCCCAAGCUCACCAAUUAACAUCUUAUAACUCUUUUAUUUAAUCCAUAGAAAAACACAAGUGUUCAACAGAAAAAGUGAUAAUAAUGUUUUCUGUUGUUGCCAGUCUAUAUAUUUAGCUAAGGUAACUACCUGCUUGCUUUAGCCAUGUCUAAAAGGAAUAUGGAAUAGGGCUGUCACAAUUUCAUAUUUUUAACUUGUGACUAUAGUGGCCAAACAAAUUCACAAUAAAAAUGUCAUGACUAUCAAGGGUCUAACAAUUUCACAAAAACUAUAUUGUGAUAUCUAAAGGAAAUUUGUUAAAAUUGGCUGGCAAGUGAGUAAGUUUUACUAUUCCUCUAAUGUUGGUAUAUUUGCCAUUGCAUAUUGUGUAGAUUGUAAGAUUCUGGGGUUACUGCAGGUGAAAACCUCGACCUCUGACUCUUCUGGGAAAGUAUGCACAGUAGAGUGACUCACAUGAGAUGUGGAAUUAGAAGUGUCUCCUUCAUAUAUGUGAGUUGGAUUGAGUUAUGUAGAUACUUUGUGAGAUAACCUGACCUAUCUCUAUUGUGAGUUACUCACGUUGAUGUCUAUUCAACAUACGUCUUUCAUGUGAGAGUGACAGUGUGGCACUGAAAGUGAUGGAAAUGUGCAAACAUGACUGUACUGAGAAUAUAAGAAGAAAGUAGAUCUUCUGAGUAAGACAUGUAAAGCUAUGUUAAACUGACUCAAAUUGCUAUAUUGCAAAUGUGAAAUGAUAUUGAAAAGAAAACUUUUGAUGAGAGUUUGACUGGUUGCUUUUACCACACUGUCAAAUGCUUCUUUUGCCUCUUCUUUAGUCAACUUGAGUGUCUUUUUCGUUGUGGUCUGUGCCUCUCUGCUCAAUAUGAUUCAUUCUCGUUUAAAAGAUGUACAUAAACGCUCACUGUAUAUGACAAAUAAAGAAGAAAUGUGAUAA